Messenger RNA from Necator americanus (New World hookworm), 348 nucleotides. RefSeq lists its product as uncharacterized. NCBI's taxonomy places the organism in Eukaryota, Metazoa, Nematoda, Chromadorea, Rhabditida, Ancylostomatidae. The record is from RefSeq and is a predicted model, not a curated record. The transcript has a single exon. The coding region runs from base 1 to 348 and encodes 115 amino acids.
AUGGAAAUCAUUACAAAGAGGUUCUACUCAACGCUUUUCUGCUCGUCAACUCCUGUGUCAACCCCAGUCAUUCCUACUGGCAAAGUCCCACCACGGAUUCUCCUUUCGGGCGUACGAGUAGCUAUCAAGAGCAUGAAACCUGACACAGCCCCAGGACAUGACUUUAUAUCAAGGGACUUUCUUCAGGCUGGUGGCCAUCCGCUUCAUGCACGUGAUGUCCUAUCUUCAGAAAAAAGGAUCCCAGGCCAGUGGAAUACCUCCCGCACCGUUCUUAUUCAUAGGAAAAGAGGACCUUCGGAACUCCAGUGCGAUAACCUUGCUGAGCGUGUUAUACAAAAUGUCCACUAA